AUGUAUAUCAAAUUGGAAGUCAUGCAGAGUGACCGUCGUCUACGCAAGCACACCGAAGACAUAAUUAUAAACCAAGCUAGGAAACGCCAUCUAUUGGAUCUUGCAUCGGGGUCUCAAACUGAAUCAGAAAUUGAGGCUGUAAAGAACAAGCUGACCGCAGCUUCUUCCAAACGCCAACGGUUCGAAAAUGAUCUUUUCGACAUUCUGCCUUCCAGCUCUGCAGAAGUCGUGGAUCUGAGUUCUGAUGACGAAGAUGUAGUUGUAAUCGGAGAGAAAAGGGCUGCAACAGAAUCGCCACCUGCACGGGCUAUAGAUUUUUUGAUGGAGGAGCGGGAGAGGAUUCGAGCUUCUCGUCUCAAACCAUCACAGAUUCCCUCAGACUCAAGAACCUUCAGCGAUUUCCAGUUACAGCGGCUUCUUGCACGCAGUCAACUAAAUAGUCAGAUUCAGCAACUCUGCGAAAACCGUGAUUAUGAAUUACCAAAAGAGUACCUGCCUGACUCCUAUUCGCAGCAUCCGUUGUUUGCCUUGGCAGAUAACGAAGAAGAGGGUUCGUCAAGUGAAGAGUCAGAUGAAGAAGAAUUCUACAGUAAAACAGCUAUGAUAGAAGAUCUUGCAAAACGUAAUGCU
Molecule: messenger RNA, 630 nt
Organism: Strongylus vulgaris
Lineage: Eukaryota; Metazoa; Nematoda; Chromadorea; Rhabditida; Strongylidae
Source: the annotation of a GenBank genome assembly